AAUGUCAGAACACAGGCCAGAUGUGUGUACAUUAACUAGUAUUUUGAGCAUUUGUGCAAGCAUAUCAGCCUUGAGAGAUGGAAAACAAGUUCAUGGCUACAUUCUCAAAUUUGGGUUUUCCCCCCAGAUGUGCUUAUGUAACACCCUCAUUACGGUGUAUGCUAAAUGCGGGGUUAUAGAUUGGUCAGUAAGAGUGUUCAAUGCGAUGCCUCAAAAGGAUACAGUCUCCUGGAAUUCCCUGAUAUCAGCAUAUGCACAGCAUGGGCAAGGAAAUGAAGCUGUGCGCUGCUUUGAGGCAAUGCAAGACUCCGCUGCAGUCAAACCAGAUCAGGCCACCUUCACGGCAGUCCUUUCCGCUUGCAGCCACUCCGGUUUAGUCGUUGAUGGUACCCGAAUUUUCAAUUCCAUGAUUAAUGAUUAUGGCUUUAUGCCUCAAGUAGAUCACUUUUCUUGUAUAGUUGACCUUCUAGGUCGUGCUGGGUAUCUUGAUGAGGCGGAAACGGUAAUAAACAGCAAGCAUAUUAAAGCACAUCCAAAUAUUUGGUGGACACUAAUCAGUUCUUGUGCAGCACAUGGUAAUUUAAGGCUAGGAAGAACAGUUGCUGGAUUUCUCCUUGAAACUGAACAAAAUAAUCCAACUGUUUAUGUGCUUUUGGCAAGUAUUUAUGCAGCUGCUGGGCAAUGGGAAGAAGCAGCUAAUGUGAGAGAAUUGAUGAACAGAACAGGGGUGGUAAAGACACGGGGAUGCAGUUGGAUUGAGUCAUGAAAACAUGUAGGAGUGAAUAUUUUACAUAGGCUGGACAUGGAAGUUGAUAAAGAGGGAUCACAAUCUUCUUUUUUCUUUUUCUUCUUUUCUCUGUCUGUUCUCUAUGGGUCAAAGAUUUUGAUAAAAUCAGCAUAGAUAUCCACUCUU
Molecule: messenger RNA, 913 nt
Organism: Prunus avium (sweet cherry)
Lineage: Eukaryota; Viridiplantae; Streptophyta; Magnoliopsida; Rosales; Rosaceae
Source: RefSeq, a predicted model, not a curated record